AUGGCGCCGAAGCAGAAGAAGGGGGACUCUGACGUCGUGGACGAGGCGCGUCUGCGUAUCGCCAUCGUGAACGCAGACCGCUGCAAGCCGAAGAAAUGCCGCCAGGAGUGUAAGCGGAACUGCCCCGUGGUUCGAACGGGCAAGCUCUGCAUCGAAGUCGAGCCGACCUCCAAGAUCGCCUUCAUCUCCGAGCCGCUCUGCAUUGGGUGCGGUAUCUGCGUGAAGAAGUGCCCGUUCGAGGCCAUCGCCAUCAUCAACCUGCCCAAAGACUUGGGAAAAGACGUUACGCACCGCUUCGGUCCCAACUCCUUCAAACUCCACAGACUGCCCGUCCCCCGACCUGGGCAGGUGCUGGGUUUGGUAGGAACGAAUGGUAUCGGCAAGUCCACUGCUCUGAAGAUCUUGUCGGCGAAGCUGAAGCCCAACUUGGGCAACUACCAGAACCCGCCCGAGUGGCAAGAAAUCCUCGCCUACUUCCGUGGCAGCGAACUGCAAAACUUUUUCACACGCAUGCUCGAGGAAGACCUCAAAGCCAGCAUCAAGCCGCAGUACGUGGAUCACGUCCCCAAGCAGGUCAAGGGCACGGUCGGCGACGUAGUGCGCCGCAAGGAUGAGACGGGGCGGGGCGACGAGCUCAUGAAGGACAUGGAGCUUGAUCAUCUGGUUGACCGCGAAAUCGCGAACCUCUCGGGUGGAGAGCUCCAGCGCUUCUGCAUCUGCGUUACGGCGAUCCAAAAGAACAACGUCUACAUGUUCGAUGAGCCGUCCUCUUACCUCGAUGUGAAGCAGAGGCUGAAGGCUGCCCUGGUCAUUCGAUCGUGCCUCAAGUUCGACAACUUCAUCAUUGUCGUUGAGCACGAUUUGUCUGUCCUCGACUACCUGUCGGACUACAUUUGCUGCCUCUGGGGCAAGCCCGGCGCGUACGGAGUGGUGACCAUGCCCUUCAGCGUGAGGGAAGGCAUCAACAUUUUUUUGGACGGUUUCGUGCCGACUGAGAACUUGCGGUUCCGCGACGAAAGUCUCAACUUCAAGCUCGCCGCCGACCAAGAUAUCCUCCCCGAAGAGAUCCAGCGCCUGCACUUCUACGAGUAUCCGGCGAUGACCAAGACAAUGGGAACUUUCAAACUCCGCGUCGAAAGCGGCCACUUCAGCGACAGUGAAAUCCUCGUCAUGCUGGGACAGAACGGUACCGGCAAGAGCACACUGAUUCGCAUGCUGGCGGGUCUGUUGAAGCCCGACGAGGAGGUGGAGCUCCCCAACUUGCACGUGAGCUACAAGCCGCAGACGAUUACUGCCAAGUAUCAGGGAACUGUCAGGGAGUUGUUCUUCGCGAAGAUCCGCGAGUCGUUUAAUCACCCGCAGUUCCAGACCGACGUGGUGAAGCCGCUGCAGCUGGAGACGAUCAUGGAUCAAGACGUCCAGCAUCUGUCCGGAGGAGAACUGCAGCGCGUCGCCCUGAUCGUCGCCUUGGGAAAACCGGCAGACAUCUACCUCAUCGAUGAGCCCUCGGCCUACCUGGACUCCGAGCAGCGUAUCAUGGCCGCCAGAGUCAUCAAGAGAUUUAUCUUGCACGCAAAGAAGACGGCGUUUAUCGUUGAGCACGAUUUUAUCAUGGCUACCUACCUGGCGGACCGCGUCAUCGUAUACGAGGGAGAGCCCGGUGUGGAUUGCACGGCUCUCUCGCCCGACAACCUCGUCAGCGGCAUGAACCGCUUUUUGAAGUCUCUCCAGAUUACCUUCCGCCGAGACCCGACGAACUUCCGCCCUCGCAUCAACAAGCUCGAGAGUGUGAAGGACAAGGAACAGAAGUUGCUGGGCAAUUACUUCAUGCUUGACGACGCCUGA
Messenger RNA from Besnoitia besnoiti, 1845 nucleotides. RefSeq names its product putative ATP-binding cassette sub-family E member 1. Bases 1 to 1845 code for a protein of 614 amino acids. The transcript is spliced from 9 exons. The record is from RefSeq and is a predicted model, not a curated record. Gene Ontology annotation, biological process: translational initiation; ribosomal subunit export from nucleus; translational termination. NCBI's taxonomy places the organism in Eukaryota, Apicomplexa, Conoidasida, Eucoccidiorida, Sarcocystidae. Gene Ontology annotation, molecular function: ribosomal small subunit binding; iron ion binding; ATP hydrolysis activity.